This is a messenger RNA of Chilo suppressalis (striped riceborer), 1011 nucleotides long. Lineage: Eukaryota; Metazoa; Arthropoda; Insecta; Lepidoptera; Crambidae. The record is from the annotation of a GenBank genome assembly.
AUGCCGUGGACUAGCACCAAUAGAAUUUACGCUAAGCCCUCAAACACGAGUGGUGUUGAUAACGCGGAGAGACCUCAAACAGCUGUUAUGGCACCUACAGCCGCCACCGACACCGGCGGGAGGUUCGAGCUCAGCGACCAUGGCUAUGGCAAGAGCAGUGUCAAGCUACUCCACGUACACCGUGACAACGACUACCACACCAUCAGGGAGUUCGAGGUCUCCACAGAACUGAAACUGAUCUCAGAAACUGCGUACGUGCUCGGUGACAACAAAGAAGUAGUCGCUACCGACUCGCAGAAGAACACCAUUUAUUUACUAGCCAAGAAGCAUGGUGUGAAGACCCCCGAAGAGUUCGGUGCCGUUGUUGUUAACCACUUCCUGUAUAUGUACAAGCAAGUGGUUGCUGCCAAGUGCCGCGUGGUCGAGUACCCCUGGGAGCGACUGCAGUCUGGCGUGCCGCACAACCACGCCUUCGUGUUCUCCCCUACAGCUACCAGAUGGUGUGAAGUGUCUCAAACUCGUCACGAGGCUGUGGCAGUGAAGUCGGGACUGAGCGGUUUAAGGGUACUGAAAACGACACAGUCCGCGUUCGUAGACUUUGUACAGGACGAGUACACAACUCUCCCAGAUGCAGCAGAGAGGAUUUUCAGUACGGUAGUCGAAGCUGAAUGGACUUACGACAGCAUGCGCACAGCCAACUUCGACAACGCGUGGCUGACCGUGAAGGAAGCCAUCUUGGACAAGUUCGCUGGCCCACCGGACACCGGCGUGUACUCACCUUCAGUCCAACACACGCUGUACCAAGCUCAAAAAGUAGUUCUGGAGAAAGUACCGGAGAUCUCCUGGGUGCGGAUGACCAUGCCGAACAAGCACUACUUGAACAUCGACUUAUCAAAGUUCCCAGCCAACGUCACCAAAGGAGAUCCCCGUCACCAGAUCUACCACCCCAUAGACAAACCGGCCGGGCUCAUAUACGCCCAGUUGCGCCGGCGGCCGAAAAGCCAUCUGUGA